Penicillium alfredii is the source of this 2397-nucleotide messenger RNA. RefSeq names its product KilA-N domain-containing protein. Bases 1 to 2397 code for a protein of 798 amino acids. The record is from RefSeq and is a predicted model, not a curated record. NCBI's taxonomy places the organism in Eukaryota, Fungi, Ascomycota, Eurotiomycetes, Eurotiales, Aspergillaceae. Gene Ontology annotation, biological process: positive regulation of transcription by RNA polymerase II. The transcript is spliced from 5 exons. Gene Ontology annotation, molecular function: sequence-specific DNA binding; DNA-binding transcription factor activity. Gene Ontology annotation, cellular component: nucleus.
AUGCACUCUCAUCCCACCUUGGACGAUUUCAGUGCUCCAACGGCCCGCGACCUUUUCCUUCUUGAUCCGCCGGACAAUUCCUCCACGUCCGACGGUCGCUUUUCUCCCCCCUUUCAAGCCGUUUUCCGUGCAACCGAAAAGCUGGAGCUACCGUCGAUCUCGCAGGUCCACACCCGCGGUCCUGCUGAUAUCCCCUGGUACAACCACCACGCCGCUGAACGACCCAUAUUGUCAGGCGAUAAGCUCCCGGCGCUGAGCUUACCCACAGCCAUCCAAGGCCAGACUGCUCGGGCAUACCAAGACCCCUCUGUGGCCAGCUCCAAUUCCAGCGCUCGCACGAGUCUCUCUGGAUCCUCUGUGGCUGCCCACGAGCGCAGCCCGCCCCCGGAUCUGGCUGGGACCCAGGGCCGGCUCUCUCUGGACUCAGGCGCCGACUACAGCAUCCCACCCGCAUCCGUCCACGACGGGUACUAUCCCAGCCCAACCUCGCUCGGCAGCAUGAAUCAGUCACAGCCUUACAUGGACGUCCCAUCACACCUGUCUUCUGCACAGCCCUACACCUCUCAGGGUGCCACGUCUGGCACUAUGCCCCAAUAUCCUUACCCCCAGCAACCCCCGGUCCUGCAGCCUUCUUCGACCUAUGCUCCGGCCCCGUACUCGCAGUAUGGAUAUCCCAGUGGUGUCACAUCGCCACCGACAGGACAUCCCGCUUCAUCCAGCUCCAUCGGGGGUCAAAUUCCCUCGCAGCUGCUGCCAUUACCUGUCACCCCCCACUCAGUCACGCCGGCCGGCUAUGGCAACAGCACGGGGGCCCCUUUACAGGGCUACAUUUAUGACCCUUCGGGGCAGAACCCACCCCCAGGAGCUAAGCCGCGAGUGACUGCCACCCUGUGGGAAGAUGAGGGCAGUCUCUGCUAUCAGGUGGAAGCGAAAGGAGUUUGUGUAGCUCGGCGGGAAGAUAACCACAUGAUCAACGGAACCAAGCUGCUUAACGUGGCGGGAAUGACCCGAGGCCGCCGAGAUGGUAUUCUCAAGAGUGAAAAAAUGCGACAGGUGGUCAAGAUUGGCCCGAUGCAUCUGAAAGGUGUUUGGAUUCCCUUCGAGCGUGCCCUGGAGUUUGCCAACAAGGAAAAGAUCACGGAUCUCUUGUACCCGCUGUUUGUACACAACAUCGGCGGCCUCCUCUACCACCCGGCCAACCAGACCCGGACCAACAUGGUUGUGCAAGAAUCGCAGCAGCGGCGUCUCGAGGGCCCACCCCCUGGUGCCCAGCGCACCCCCUCAGGGCAUCAGUCCGCGGGUCUCCACCACCAUCACUCCAUGCAGACACCCAUGUCCUCGCACAUGUCCCACCCCUCGGCCAUGGCCGGUCAGCCUGGCUCUCGGCCGGGAGUCGACCGGGCCAAUACGUUUCCCACACCUCCCGCCAGCGCCUCGAGCUUGAUCGGCGUGACCGGCCAAGGCAGUUCGUACGAAUGGGGUGGCCAGAGCAUGAACUCCGGGGUCCCGCACAAUCAGCCGCUGUCCAUCGAUACGUCUCUGAACAGCCAACGUUCCAUGCCGACCACCCCGGCUACCACGCCGCCGGGCAACAACAUGCAAGGCAUGCCCUACCAAGGACAGUCCGGGUAUGACAAUUCCAAGCCGUAUUACUCGGCGGCGCCUCAGUCGCACUCGCAGUACGCCCCGCAGACCCCCUUGGGUUCCUCGGGCAUGUCCGCGUAUGGCCAGUCGAUGCCAGCUACCUACCUGAAAAGUGAGAUGGCGCCCCCGACGGGUCGGGCACCGGGUGCCACGGAACCCGAGACGUCGGAACUCAAAUCUGACCGAUACUCCCACGGCCCCGGCCCUGGCGAGGCGGUUUCGGAACACGAGCCCGAGUACCUGCAUGACCAUGGCGCUGCCUAUAGCAGUCGGGGCUCUUACACCUACACGACCAACCCAUCCAUCGGAUCUCUGACUGGAGAGCACUCCCAGCUGACGCCGGAGAUGACGGGAUCCCCGCAGCAAAACGGCUCGGGCCGUCUGACGCCGCGAACCGGCGGUGCCCCUCCGCCGCACUGGGCGUCGGGCUACAACACCCCCCCGCGCCCGGCUGCCACCAGCCUCUACAACGCGGUUAGUGACACGCGCGGCACUCCGGCCAAUGGUCCCUCGGAUGGUUAUUCCAUGGCGUCGGCCCCGGCGCCCGUGUACUCGACCACGAUGAACGGGUCUCUGAGCUCGGGCACCAAGCGGAUGCGUGAGGAUGACGAUGUGAUCCAUCAGGACUCCGCUGCCGAGUAUGACAGCAAGCGCCGCAAAACCCUGACCGAUGCGACUCUUGGUGGGCCUGUGGGUGGGGCUCCCCUGCUGCAGCCCAUGAAGACCGGUGGAGUCAUGGCCCGCCGUCGCUGA